Messenger RNA from Gryllus bimaculatus (two-spotted cricket), 1541 nucleotides. The record is from the annotation of a GenBank genome assembly. Lineage: Eukaryota; Metazoa; Arthropoda; Insecta; Orthoptera; Gryllidae.
UAUUGAAAAUCGUUCGAAGUAAAUAUUAUCAUGCCGUUAGCGAUGAUGCUAAGGUGCUAAUUUGUCAUAAAGCGAAAUCUAUGAAACAUUUCGAUCUACGUGCCCUUUCAUCAGCUGAUGUGAGAUGGCGGUGACUGUGACACUGGCUACGUCUCUGACGUGUGCGUCGGCGGUGCUGUUGCCGCUGCUGGUGCUGCUGGCAGCCCUAAUGUGGGCGCGCGGCGCUGAAGAACGCCGGAGGUUGAGGCGCUGCGGGGAGCAGAUCCCGGGACCGCGGCCGCUGCCCCUCAUCGGAAACCUCCUCGACGUGGGAUUGGACACUAAGAAACUCCACGAAUCAGCCAUAAGGUUUUUCGACCAAUAUGGAAACACAUUUCGAGUAUGGGCUGGUCCUUUUCGCUUGCUUGUAAACUUGGCAGAACCGAGUGACAUUGAGGCCCUAUUGUCUAAAAGCAAGAAUUUGAAUAAGUCUUUCAAUUAUGAGUUCUUACAUCCUUGGCUGGGUCUCGGAUUACUUACAGCAACAGGUGAAAGAUGGAAAAAGCACAGAAAAAUCAUCACGCCUACAUUUCACUUCACGAUAUUGGAGCAGUUUGUAGAUGUAUUCAACAAACAAGGAAAUAUAUUAAUAUCGAUAUUGAAGAGAAAAGAAGGAGAGGGACCUUUCGAUAUUGUCCCACUCAUUGACCUGUACACCCAAGACGUGAUAUGUGAAACAGCCAUGGGAGUUGAACUUCACUCUCAAACGGAAGGUUACGCAUCCUCUUAUUUACAGUGUGUCAAAAAUAUGUGUGAGUUACUGAUGAAAAGGAGUUCAAGACCUUGGUUAUUUCCGAAUUUCGUAUAUCGUUUGUCAUCUCUUCGGAGGCAGGAGCAGAAACAUUUGAAGAUCCUUCAUGGUAUGACUAACGAGGUAAUUAGGAGAAGAAGAAAACAACUCCAAGAGGAUCCUACACUAUUUGAAGAAAACAUUGAUGAACUAGGAAGAAAAAGAAAACUAGCCUUCUUGGAUCUGCUUCUAUAUUCUACGCUCAACGGUGACAUGUUAUCUGACAAAGAUAUUCGAGAAGAAGUUGAUACUUUUAUGUUCGAGGGACACGACACCACAGCUUCUGGGAUUUCCUUCGCUCUAUACGAGCUGUCACAGCGACCAGAUAUUCAGUCGGAAGAGAUAUCUCUUAAUUUAGAAGUUCUUAACAAAUUGAAAUACCUGGAUCAAGUUAUAAAAGAAACAUUACGAAUGUAUCCCAGUGUUCCGAUAUUUGGCAGAGAAAUAACAGAAGACUUGUAUCUACCUUCAGGUCAGAAAUUUGCAAUGCUAGAAAUGAAAGCUGUCUUGUCGAAGAUUAUUUGGAAUUUCUCUCUUCAAAUAGACCCUACUUUUGAAAUGAAGGUUGUUUCUGAAAUAACACUGAAAUCACAGUACGGAGUGAGAUUAUCAGCUAUUCGCAGAACACAUAACUAACUUACUAAUUUUUUUAUUGUUUGUUACGAAAAAACAGUCAAUUUUGUAUUAUACAUUUGUUGGAAGAAAUAUAAUC